UCACAUAAGGCUGAUCUUGACGGCAGAAUUUCGCGUAUUGAAUGGACAAAACUCACGUAGACAGAGUCCCCCCAAAAGAGCGCAUCUAACAAACGCCAGUUUUCUUUGUUUAUUACAGAAUUUCCCACUGCUGUUGUGAGAAAAAAAUGAUACUUAAAAUACAUCGCUGCUAACACAGAACCAUUGAAAACGUUAGCAAAAAAAAAAAGUUCCAGCACAACAAAUUAGUGGCAAACAAGACUUGCUUGCGUUAGACGGACAACUAAGUUAACUAAAACUGUCAAAUAAUUUCUCUGCUUCAGAAACCACUGCCACACCACAUCCAGGAAGUGACUGAGGGGUAGAACUCUUGAAAUGGCGCCUGCGCGUUGAAACACGGGGUGCCUCACUUUAGCAGGGUUAUUUCACUGAGAACCGCUUUCUCUAGUGUUGUGGGUAAAUAGAUUCUUUGAGGACUUUUGUGACAGAGGACAAACAUUUGCUGGCUUUGGGAGGAAAUAAAGAGAGCACAAUGAAGUCCAUUGUAGAAUUCUAUGAGGGGAAGAAUGUUCUUAUUACUGGUGCUACAGGUUUUAUGGGAAAAGUGUUAUUGGAAAAGCUUCUCCGUUCUUGCCCUACAGUGAAUGCAGUGUACAUUCUUGUGAGACCUAAAGCAGGGCAAACACCUCGGCAGCGUGUAGAUGAAAUGGUAAUCUGUAAGUUGUUUGACAGAUUAAGAGAUGAGCAACCUGAUUUUGAAAAGAAGAUCAUAGCAGUAAGUGGUGAACUAACUCAUCCUGACCUAGGCUUGAGCAAAAUGGAUCAAGAGACACUUGCAGAGUGUAUUCAUGUUGUUUUCCACUGUGCUGCUACAGUCAGAUUUGACGAGCUCCUCAAAGAUGCUGUAAAACUGAAUGUGAUUGCAACGCAACAACUUCUAACACUGGCACACCGAAUGAAGAAUCUUGAAAUUUUUGUACACGUGUCUACUGCAUAUGCAAACUGCAAUCGUAAACAUAUUGAAGAAGUUAUAUACACUCCUCCAGUUGAUCCAAAGAAACUAAUUGACAGUCUAGAGUGGAUGGAUGAUAGUCUGAUAAAGGAAAUUACUCCAAAGAUUCUUGGAGACAAGCCCAAUACAUACACAUAUACAAAAGCCAUGGCGGAAUAUGUCCUACAACAGGAGGGAAGAAACUUGAACAUUGCCAUUAUUCGACCAUCUAUUGUAGGGGCUAGUUGGAAGGAGCCAUUUCCGGGAUGGAUUGACAAUUUCAAUGGACCUAAUGGCCUUUUCAUUGCAGCUGGAAAAGGAAUCCUCCGUACAAUGAGAGCUUCCAAUAAUGCCGUGGCUGAUCUUGUUCCAGUAGAUGUAGUUGUAAAUACAAUUCUUGCAGCAGCGUGGUACUCAACUGUUCAUAGAUACAGCAUGGUUGGGGAGCAGGUUAUUUCUGCUGAUAGUGAUGAUUCCUCUUCUGAUGACUCCUUAGCAUAUUCCUGUCAACUCCCUUCAAAAUAUGCUUCUCCAGAGGAGGAAACAAAUGGGGGUGAUUCCCUUUUUGAAGAGAUUACCUUUGGUGAAACCAGCAAGAUGAGAGAAUUUGUUAAAUGGGACUAUUCUCAGAUUUCUGAAGAGCAAAAGAGGUGUUAUGAUCUUCUGCAAAUAGAAGUCCCUUCUGCAGUACCUCCAGUCCUACCAGCUUUCCUAGAUGCUUUUGCUUCUUCCAAGAACCCUGAUUCUCGGGCUCCUGCGUCUACGAGAUCAGAUAGAUUUUAUAAGGUGCCUGAUGAUUGUAGGUUCCUCUACAAGUGUCGUUCAGCUGAUCCAGCUGUUUCCAUUGCUUCUGAUGAGUCUUCUUGCUGCUCAGUGCUUGAACGUGACUUCUGUAUGCUAGUAGGUGGCACUAUGGAUAGAUACUACCAUCAGAAUCCUGAAACUUUUUAUCAGAUGUUUGUGAAUAUCUUUCUUUUUAUGUUUAACACUCCUGCAUUAAGUUUUGAAAUCAUCUUUAUGCUUUCACACAACUUUUCUUUCUUAGAGUACCAUGUAAUUUCCACUUUCAAGAGGAAUCCUCUCGAACAGGCCUUCAGACGGCCCAAUGUAAAUCUUACCUCAAAUCACCUUAUUUAUCAAUAUUGGAUUGCUGUAAGCCAUAAGGCUCCAGCAUUCCUGUAUGAUAUCUACCUCAGGAUAACUGGAAGAGAACCAAGGAUGAUGAAAACUAUAACUCGCCUGCACAAGGCCAUGAUGUUGCUGGAAUAUUUUACUAGUCAUUCAUGGGUAUGGACAACAGAUAACACAAGUAUGCUGAUGAACCAGUUAAGCCCAGAAGAUAAAAAGGUAUUCAACUUUGAUGUAAGACAGCUUCACUGGCCAGAGUACAUGGAGAACUACUGCAUGGGGACAAAAAAAUUUGUCCUCAAUGAGGAACUGUCUGGAUUGCCAGCAGCCAGGAAACAUCUUAAUAAAUUGCGGAACAUACGUUAUGCCUUCAAUACAGUCCUUGUGGUUCUGAUCUGGCGUAUAUUCAUAGCAAGAUCACAGAUGGCAAGGAACAUCUGGUACUUCGUUGUCAGCUUAUGCUAUAAAUUCCUUUCUUACUUCAGAGCAUCCAGCACACUGAGGCACUGAGAGCCGCUGCCACCCAGACAUCUCUGCAUUUGAUAGAUAACUCCACAGAGCAUGGGCAGUGUCUUCAAGCAAAAUGUGGACAGCAGCUUUUGAUAACUUUCAAUGUUUCCGUGACAUUGCAGUUUUGGUACAUUUACUGCAUUUUCUGUACAGAUAUGACUGUGUGUAUGCAUAUAAAUAUAUGUAUGUAUAU
Messenger RNA from Protopterus annectens (West African lungfish), 2801 nucleotides. Its product is annotated as fatty acyl-CoA reductase 1-like. Gene Ontology annotation, molecular function: alcohol-forming very long-chain fatty acyl-CoA reductase (NADP+) activity. The record is from RefSeq and is a predicted model, not a curated record. The coding region runs from base 512 to 2608 and encodes 698 amino acids. The transcript is spliced from 13 exons. Gene Ontology annotation, biological process: long-chain fatty-acyl-CoA metabolic process. NCBI's taxonomy places the organism in Eukaryota, Metazoa, Chordata, Ceratodontiformes, Protopteridae. Gene Ontology annotation, cellular component: peroxisome.